Molecule: messenger RNA, 2191 nt
Organism: Betta splendens (Siamese fighting fish)
Lineage: Eukaryota; Metazoa; Chordata; Actinopteri; Anabantiformes; Osphronemidae
Product: ras-related protein Rab-14-like
Exons: 8
Coding region: 153-800 (215 amino acids)
Biological process (GO): defense response to bacterium; Golgi to endosome transport; phagosome maturation
Cellular component (GO): phagocytic vesicle; trans-Golgi network; recycling endosome
Molecular function (GO): GTPase activity; GTP binding
Source: RefSeq, a predicted model, not a curated record
UCGCGCUGUUGCCUCUUUUUGCUCCUGAGGAAGAGUUGCGGAAGCGAUGAAGGAUUUGUGACGGCUCAGCAGCUAACAAAGAUAACUACCCGCAUAAAUAACGCGUUGGUCCCAUUCACAGCGCAGGUUGACACCCGCAGCGAAGCAUCAAGAUGACAGCCGCACCUUACAACUACUCCUACAUCUUUAAAUACAUCAUCAUCGGUGAUAUGGGAGUCGGGAAAUCUUGUCUACUUCAUCAGUUCACAGAGAAAAAAUUCAUGGCAGACUGUCCUCACACCAUCGGGGUGGAGUUUGGAACCAGGAUCAUGGAGGUCCAUGGUCAGAAGGUGAAGCUGCAGAUCUGGGACACAGCCGGUCAGGAGCGGUUCAGGGCCGUCACUAGGUCCUACUACAGAGGGGCCGCCGGGGCCCUCAUGGUCUACGACAUCACCAGGAGAAGUACUUACAACCACUUGAGCAGCUGGUUGACAGAUGCCAGAAACCUGACCAACCCCAACACCGUGAUUAUUCUGAUAGGAAACAAGGCCGACCUGGAGGCGCAGAGAGACGUGACGUAUGAAGAGGCCAAGCAGUUCGCUGAGGAAAACGGUUUGCUGUUUCUAGAGGCCAGCGCCAAGACAGGGGAGAACGUGGAGGAGGCCUUCUUGGAGGCAGCCAAAAGAAUCUAUCAGAACAUCCAGGAUGGCAGUCUGGACCUUAAUGCUGCAGAGUCAGGAGUCCAACACAAACCAUCGGCGCCCCAGGGUGGCCGCCUCAACGCCGACAACCAGCCGGCCAAAGAAGGCUGCAGCUGCUAACCUCAGACAGAAACCACAAACCCAGCAGACGCAGGAUGGUCGGCCAUCGAAGCGCACAUCAGUCAGUAUUUGUCUGGAAGACAUUUAGCACAAAAGAGGCCCAGUCUGAGCUGUUGUCAAAUUCAUCCCUUACCCACGCAACCACCUCCCAGAUGUUUGAUCAGCCAAAGCAGAUUGAAAUCUGUGAUGCACCACAACAUCUGUAUGGUCCAAUUCGAGACACCCUUCAGCUGUCACAGCCCAUAAAAUAUGGACCAACCUGAUCCUACGGUCCAGCCUGUGGUCAAAUCAUGGCCAGUGUGUUGGAAAUAACAUCUCUGAAAUACACCCACUUGCAACUCUGGCCUAUCGUAGGCCAGAGACAUUUUACCUGUAGCUCAAGUUAGGACCCUUCACCUUCAGCCUAAACCCCUCAAAUCUACUGGGAUCAUAACCUGCUCAGUUAAGGAACCUCAUCCAGCUCUAACAGUUUCUGCGAUAAAAUCCAUCUUUAAAAACCCUCCUUUUUUAAAUCUGAUCAGUGGCCUGGAAAUAUAAACACAAGCUAGUUUUUCUCUCCUGAAAGGUGUGCCCGUCUUAUUCGUUUCCUGGUAAAUCAGUCUCAGCUUCACUAAAAAGCAAUACUAGAAGCCUUUGUUUCCUUCAGACUACUGCAGAUGUUUGUGACCAAAUCAGCAGAGCUAAGCUUUAAUCCCGGCUGGGAGGACGACCUGUGCAACAGAAGAAAGUAGACACAUGUAGGAUGUCGGGACAGUGUGGAGCUCUAGAUGGUGCCAUGGGCCCAAACUGGGACAAGCCAACACACAUUCAAGAUUUCAAAACAAAUGAGAUCCCAAGUAUUUGACAGGAAGCGUAUCCAGGCCCAAACUGACGUGAGUGUAGGUCAGAACCUGAAACCCAGAACCCAGAUGCAGCAGUUCCUUGCUGGUGUUGAAUCCCACCUGAGCCACCAUGAACGCCACGUUUUGUCAUCGCUGUCCCCGUGUCCUGUAACGGCCACUCACCUCCUUCCAGGUCAUUUAUUUCUGCCUGUGCUUCAUUUGUUUGGUCCUCGUCUCUGGUUAACUAACUGAGGCGUUGGGUGUAUUAGCUCCUUACCAUCUUUGUUGAAUAUUCUUUAGCUGUAUGAAAGUGUUUGUGAGUCGAUACUAAUUCCAAGAGUGAAGGAAGAUUUGUAGAGAACUCAGUUUCCUCCAGUCACCAGUUAAAUGAAAGCAGCUGUUUGUUCUGUAGCUCCAACCUAAGGAUGUUUUUAUUUGAUUACAUUGCUGAUUACACUCACACUAAAUGAAUGUGCUCCAGCUGAUGUCCAGCAUCUGUCCCGGGACGCGUCUCAGGUCCAUGAGACCACGUCUGAAUAUUUUUAAAUAAACUUAAUUGGUUUUGAAGAA